Messenger RNA from Plasmodium gaboni, 2319 nucleotides. Its product is annotated as putative U3 small nucleolar ribonucleoprotein MPP10. Lineage: Eukaryota; Apicomplexa; Aconoidasida; Haemosporida; Plasmodiidae. The record is from RefSeq and is a predicted model, not a curated record. The coding region runs from base 1 to 2319 and encodes 772 amino acids. Gene Ontology annotation, biological process: rRNA processing. Gene Ontology annotation, cellular component: small-subunit processome; nucleus; Mpp10 complex. The transcript has a single exon.
AUGGAUGAAGGAAGAGUAAAGAAAUAUACAGAUUUUAUAAAUUCUUUUGCCAGUUUUAAUAUACUAGAUAGUCAUAAUAAAUGCAAUCAUAUGGAGAAUAAAGACAACUUAGUUGAUAUGAUUGAAUAUUUUUGUAAUUUUUUAAUUAAAUAUUUUUAUAAUGACAUUAAUAUGGAUACUAUUAAUAUUAAAGAGUCAAAUCUAGACUCAGAACAAUUAUGGUAUUUAAUCGAAUGUUUAAUAAAAAAAAAAAAAUUAAAUAACCUUCUUGAAUUUUUUAAAAUAUAUGAAAAGCAGAUUGAUGAAGAAAAUUGUGAUAGAAAGAAGGACAAAAAAAUAAAAUCAGGAUAUAAGAUAAAUAGAGAUAUAAAUGACAAAUGGGAUGAUAAUAAAUCCAUUGAAACUUAUGAAGAUAAAAUAUUUUCUCAAAAAAAAAAAAAAACACAGGAGAAUAAAAUGAAUAGUAACCAGAGCACAAAAAAAAGAAAAGUAAAUUCAAUUCAAAAUAAAGAUUCGAAGUUAAAUAAAAAGAAAAAUAAUAAUGACAUUGAGAUUGACCAUAGUAAAAAUCUUGAGGAAGAUGAGAAUCAAGACAGGUUUUUUAAUUUUGAGGAAAUGGAAUCAUUUUUAAAUAAAGAAGAAGAAAAAAUGUUAAAGGUAAAUGAAAAGGAGGAGGUAAAAAUAGAUACACUAAAUGAAAAUUAUGAAUCUGAUGAUAAUCAAGAAAGUGAUGAGGAAGAAAUUGAUUUGAAUAAUUUUGAGGAUACAUAUGAGGAUGCGAAGAAAAUGAAGUAUGCGGAUUUUUACAAGGAUGUAAAUGGAAGUGAUGUAAAUGGAGGUGAUGUAAAUGGAGGUGAUGUAAAUGGAAGUGAUAAUUAUGAUGAUGAUAAUGAUGAUGAUGAUGAUAAUUAUGAUGAUAAUGAUGAUGAUAAUUAUGAUGAUGAUAAUGAUGAUGAUAAUUAUGAUGACGAUGAUAAUUAUGAUGAUGAUAAUUAUGAUGAUGAUAAUUAUGAUGAUGAUAAUGAUGAUGAUAAUUAUGAUGACGAUGAUAAUUAUGAUGACGAUGAUAAUUAUGAUGACGACAAUCAUGAUGACGACAAUCAUGAUGACGACAAUCAUGAUGACGAUAAUCAUGAUGACGACAAUCAUGAUGACAAUUAUAAUGACGAAUCCUAUGAAAAGAAAAAAUUAUAUGAUCGUAAGAUAGAACAAGAUAUAUACGAAAUAAACCAAUUUGACAGUCGUCUUAGUGAUAAUGAGGAUUCUUUAUCAAACGAACAUAAUGAUGAUAAAAAAAAAGAUGAUCUUCAAGAAAAAGAAAAAAUCGAAAAAGAGCUAGUUGCUGAAAAACAUUGGUCUUUAAAAGGAGAAGCCUAUGGAUAUAAUAGACCAAAAAAUAGUAUUUUAAAUUUAAAUUUUGAAAUACCUAAAUUGAAUACAUAUAAUAAUACAUUAGAAAAUAAAAAUGUAGGAAAUAUGGAAAUUACAGAUGAUGAUGAUGAAGAAGAUGAAGAAGAUGAUGAUAAUAAAAAUAAGAAUAACAAUUCUUCUAAAAAGAAAGAAAAUAAAAUGAACACACUAAAUAAUGAAAUCGAAACAGUUGUAAAACAAAGAAUACAAAAUAUGCUUUUUGAUGAUGUAGAAAAAAAAACUAUAGAAGAUAUUGAACUUGAAGAAUUUAAUAAAAAUGAUGAAAUAAAUUUUGAUAAUUUAAAUUUUUCUAAGAGUAAAAUAAGUCUAGUAGAUGAAUAUACACAAAAAUAUCAAGAGGAUAUUAUGAAUUCACAAUCAAAAAAUAAAGAAAUUAAUUUACAAAAAAUAGAAAUUAUGAAUCUAUUCAAAAAAAUUAUGCAUGCAUGUGAUUCUUUAUCAAAUGACUAUUUUAUUCCAAAACCAAUUUUAUUAAAUAAUAAAAAUAAUAAAAUGGCUACAUUAAAUAUUGAAGAUUCGGUACCUAUGAUUUUAUCUGACAAAAAUAAAAAAACAGCAGAAGAAAUAUUUAAACCUCAACAUAUAAAACAACCAAAUGAACUAAACAAAGACGAAAAGAAAUCUUUAAGAAAAUCAAAAAAAAUCAAAAAAAAAAAAUAUAUAUUAAACCAAUUUAAACAAACAGGUAUUAAUGAACUAAUAAAAAGAAAUACUGAAAUAAAAAAUAAAAAUAAAAAAAAUAAAGAUCAAAAAAUUAAUCAUAAAAAAUAUGGAGUAUCAUCAAAAAAUAAUUUGGAAAAUAACAAAAUUGGAAACAGGUACAGUUUUGGUAGGGAAAUAGCCAAAGCACUAGAAAUGGAUAAAAUAAAAAAUAAAAAUAAAAAAUAA